Messenger RNA from Rubroshorea leprosula, 1694 nucleotides. NCBI's taxonomy places the organism in Eukaryota, Viridiplantae, Streptophyta, Magnoliopsida, Malvales, Dipterocarpaceae. The record is from the annotation of a GenBank genome assembly.
UAACAUAAGGGAAAAACUUAAAGAAUCUAAAUAAACAAAAUCCAAAAGUCUCAUUUCAUAAUCCAAAUAAAAUUUAGAGCCUUACAACUAGGGAAUCUAGAAAGAGCAAAUCUAAUGCUAUACAGUUCUUGGAUAAUGCAAAACCAAUGAAGGCACCUUCUUGAAAACCCAAAAUCUGAGUUCAAUUGAACUCACAGUGUCACUAAAGUUCUUUCUGUGUGGGGGUUGGAUAUAUUAGAAUAUCAUAAAUUGGGGUUAGAAUGAUUGAGGGGCCAUUCAACUUUGAAGCAGGAAAAACACCUGGAUCUCUGCCCACAUUGCAUCUCAAUCCAUACAGUUGGUCAAAGGUUUCAAACAUUAUUUACUUGGAUUCUCCAGCUGGAGCUGGACUCUCUUACUCCACAAACACAAGUGAUUAUGUCACUGGAGACUACCAAACUGCAGCUGAUACACACGCCUUCCUUCUCAAGUGGUUCGAACUAUACCCGGAAUUCGUCAACAAUCCAUUUUACAUCUCCGGAGAAUCUUAUGCUGGAAUUUAUGUUCCUACUCUUGCUUCUGAAGUGGUGAAAGGAAUCCAAGGUGGUGCAAAACCUACAAUCAAUUUCAAGGGUUAUAUGAUAGGGAAUGGAGUCACAGAUCCACGAUAUGAUGGGAAUGCUCUUGUCCCAUUUGCACAUGGAAUGGGCCUUAUUUCAGAUGAUAUUUUUGAGGAGGUUACUACCGCUUGUAGAGAAAACUAUAAUACGCCGUCGGAGAGCUGUGAUGCAGCAUUUAUUAAAGUUGACAAGGCUCUUGAAGGCCUUAACAUUUAUGACACUCUAGAACCAUGCUACCAUGAUCCGGCAAUGCAAAGCAACACAAAUUUGCCGACAAGCUUCCAACAAUUGGGAACCACAGAAAGGCCUCUUGGAGUCAGAAAGAGAAUGUUUGGUCGUGUUUGGCCUUUCCGGGCAAUGGUUCCUGACGGCCUUGUCACCCCCUGGCCUGAACUUCUCCAAAAAAAGAGUGUUCCGUGCACUAAUGAUGAAGUUGCAACGGCUUGGCUGAACGAUCCAGCAGUCAGGGAUGCAAUUCAUGCAAAACCGGUUUCUGUAUCCGGACCGUGGGAGUUAUGUACGAGCAGGGUGCAGUUUACUCAUGAUGCCGGCAGCAUGAUUCCUUACCAUUUUAACCUUACAGCUCUGGGAUAUCGAGCACUCAUAUACAGUGGAGACCAUGAUAUGUGCGUGCCAUUCACUGGGAGCCAAGCAUGGACAAGAUCUAUUGGAUACAAUGUAAUAGAUGAAUGGAGGCCUUGGUUGUCUACUGGCCAAGUUGCUGGGUACUUGCAAGGAUACUCUCACAACCUCACCUUCCUAACUAUCAAGGGUGCCGGACACACGGUCCCUGAGUACAAACCCCGGGAAGCAUUAGACUUCUACAGACGCUGGUUGGAUGGAGAAAGAAUAUGACAAUAGGAUCAGGGAGAUUAGUUUCUUUUUAAUCUGAAAUAGGUCUGUAAAAAAUGAAAAGCAAUCCGCUUCCCAGAAAAUUGUAAAGUAAUUAUUCUUAUCAGAGCACAAGCAAUUUCACCAAAGGGUGUGUUCAUUAAGAUGCAGAAGCCGAUUGGUCUUUGGUCUCCCCAGAUUUUAUCAUUUGUGCAGCAUUCAGAAUAAUAUUAAGUUGGUUUGCAAUGAAAUUGAUUGAAGUGU